Molecule: messenger RNA, 2006 nt
Organism: Vicia villosa (hairy vetch)
Lineage: Eukaryota; Viridiplantae; Streptophyta; Magnoliopsida; Fabales; Fabaceae
Product: cyclin-dependent kinase D-3
Exons: 7
Coding region: 239-1477 (412 amino acids)
Biological process (GO): protein phosphorylation; positive regulation of transcription by RNA polymerase II
Cellular component (GO): transcription factor TFIIH holo complex; transcription factor TFIIK complex; nucleus
Molecular function (GO): RNA polymerase II CTD heptapeptide repeat kinase activity; cyclin-dependent protein serine/threonine kinase activity; ATP binding
Source: RefSeq, a predicted model, not a curated record
GUAUAGCCGUUGCAUCUCCCACACGCUCCUGUUCUCUUUUUCUCUCCGUUUUGUGAUUCCACCUACUCUCUCUCUCUCUCUCUCUCUCUCUCUCUCUCUCUCUCUCGCAAAUCUUCAAUUUUUCAUCUCAAUUUCAAACCUUAUUGAAAUUCCCAAUUCACACUCCCCAAACCCUAACCGCUACCCGCUCCUUAAUUAUCGAUUUCCGUAGCUGCAAUUGACAAUCCUUGCCGCAAAAAUGACUGAAUUAGAUCCGUCUAAGAAAGUAGCUGAUAGGUAUCUCAAACGUGAGGUCCUUGGUGAAGGUACCUAUGGUGUCGUUUACAAAGCCAUUGAUACCCAGACGGGACAGACGGUUGCUAUUAAGAAGAUUAGGAUUGGCAAGCAGAAAGAAGGGGUGAAUUUUACGGCUCUUAGAGAAAUCAAAUUGCUUAAAGAGCUCAAUGAUCCAAAUAUAAUUGAGUUGAUUGAUUGCUUCCCACAUAAAGGGAAUUUGCAUCUUGUGUUUGAAUUCAUGGAGACAGACCUUGAAGCUGUCAUAAGAGACCGGAAUAUUUUCCUUUCACCGGGGGAUAUCAAGUCUUACCUUCAAAUGACGUUUAAAGGUCUUGCUCAUUGUCACAAAAAAUGGAUAUUGCAUAGGGAUAUGAAGCCUAAUAAUUUGUUGAUAGGACCUAAUGGACAGCUGAAACUUGCUGAUUUUGGUUUAGCACGGAUAUUUGGAAGCCCGGAUCGCAGGUUCACUCAUCAGGUGUUUGCACGGUGGUAUAGAGCACCUGAGCUAUUAUUUGGUACUAAGCAGUAUGGCCCAGGAGUUGAUGUUUGGGCUGCAGCCUGUAUAUUUGCUGAGCUUCUUCUUCGUCGGCCCUUUUUGCAGGGUUCAAGUGAUAUGGACCAAUUAGGAAAGAUUUUUGCAGCAUUUGGAACUCCAUCUCCUUCUCAGUGGUCUGAUAUGGUAUACCUUCCUGAUUAUGUCGAAUAUCAAUAUGUGCCUGCCCCUCCUCUGCGUUCUUUAUUUCCAAUGGCAAGUGAAGAUGCUUUAGACUUGUUGUCUAAGAUGUUUACAUAUGACCCAAAGGAACGAAUUUCGGUGCAGCAGGCAUUAGAACACAGAUACUUUACUUGUCCUCCUCCGCCCACAGAUCCAGAUAAGCUUCCAAGACCAGCCCCUAAGAAGGAAAUUAAGGAAUCAGAUUUGAAUCCACGUGAGGGUCCCACAGUCUUAUCACCUCCUAGAAAGACUAGGAGAGUAAUGCCAGGACGCGAUGGACUUGAAGGAAGUUCGUUGCAAGGAGACAAGGUUGAUGAUACUCAUUCUAACCGGGAACAGGCCGCUGGUGAUAAUAUAGGAAAAAGUGAUCCCGCACCAAUGUCACUUGAUUUUUCUAUCUUUGGAUUAAAACCUCCAAACAGACCAACAAUUAACAGUGCUGACAGAUCACAUUUAAAAAGAAAAUUAGAUCUAGAAUUCCAGUAACAAGAAUGAACAUUCUAUAUAUGACCGUGCACCAGUACAAGACGAUUGUUGCAAUGAAUAAGCUUUUAUUGUAUUUCUGUCAUUCCUUAUCUUUGUUGAUCUGCAUGAAGAAGCUGCUAUGAAUGUGUAGAGAUGUUUAAAUGAAGAAGUUGCUGUGCAAGCUGAUAAGCAUCUCGUUUCAGCAGCAGUUCAGUUCAGAGACCCAAAAUAACCUAUCAUAGAAGAAAAUGACACAGUAACCAUACUCUGUUGACCCUUUGUUCUCAAUUUGUGUUCUGUGUAAAAAAAAAAAAAAACUCGUGCAAGUACACGGAAGAAGGCAAUGCCGAGGGCAUUUUCUGUAGCCAUUGCUGUAUCUGACUUAUGAGGUGCAGUGUUUGGUGAAACCGAUUUUCGACAUUAAUUUGUUAUUCAUCAUAAGAGAAAUUAUUGUUUACACUUUGAGGGUAAAACAUGUACUUUUUGGCUGCUUCUGACAGGUUUUUGUUUACUGAACAAAAUAUUUUGAAAGAGAUGUUGCUUGAUUGAA